AUGACUGGACGUGGAGGCCGCGGCGGAGGAAAAGUCCUCCUUCCUCCCAUCAACUUCAUCUUCAAGCUUCUGCAAUCACGGGCGACCAUAUCAGUUUGGCUAUACGAGAACCUGGGCAUGCGCAUCGAGGGAAAACUGAGGGGCUUCGACGAGUUCAUGAACCUGGUCAUUGACGACGCCAUUGAAGUCACGCUUGCGAAGAAGGACGCGCCCGAGGAGAGGCGCAAGGUCGGCCAGAUUCUGUUGAAAGGAGACAACAUUUCCCUGAUCCAGCAACUUCAAUAA
Messenger RNA from Bipolaris zeicola 26-R-13, 285 nucleotides. RefSeq lists its product as uncharacterized. NCBI's taxonomy places the organism in Eukaryota, Fungi, Ascomycota, Dothideomycetes, Pleosporales, Pleosporaceae. The transcript is spliced from 4 exons. The record is from RefSeq and is a predicted model, not a curated record. Gene Ontology annotation, molecular function: RNA binding. Gene Ontology annotation, cellular component: precatalytic spliceosome; U5 snRNP; U4 snRNP. Bases 1 to 285 code for a protein of 94 amino acids. Gene Ontology annotation, biological process: spliceosomal snRNP assembly; mRNA splicing, via spliceosome.